Messenger RNA from Drosophila innubila, 1926 nucleotides. Its product is annotated as LIM homeobox transcription factor 1-beta. Bases 1 to 1749 code for a protein of 582 amino acids. Gene Ontology annotation, biological process: neuron differentiation; regulation of transcription by RNA polymerase II. The record is from RefSeq and is a predicted model, not a curated record. Gene Ontology annotation, molecular function: DNA-binding transcription factor activity, RNA polymerase II-specific; RNA polymerase II transcription regulatory region sequence-specific DNA binding. The transcript is spliced from 7 exons. Gene Ontology annotation, cellular component: nucleus. Lineage: Eukaryota; Metazoa; Arthropoda; Insecta; Diptera; Drosophilidae.
AUGAUCGACGAACAGCAUCCCAUGCAAAUUGGUCUGUUUCCAAUGGACAUCAAAUGUCAACAGCAGCAGCAACAGCAGCAACAACCACAUCAACAGCAGCAGCAACAACAGCAACAUGUAGCAGGAGCAGGAACAGGACAUGCGUCGCACCCGGCCAUGUGCCCCAUUGCAAUGGGGCACAAUCAACUGCUGUUGAACGGAAAUGAGCGCAUGUUAACAACACCAACGGCAACACAAGCAACAACAGUAACAACAAUAGCCAGCAAGACAGUAACAGCAGCAACAGCAGCUGGGGAAACAGGAGGAUUGCCCAUCCACAAUGACAAAAUGGCGUCAGCGAGCCAAAAUGUCAACGGAAGUUGUAUGAACCACAACAGCAGCAUGGCCACUGCACAACCACAGCAACAACAACAGCAACAACAGCAACAACAACAACACCAGCAACAUGAAGCCAUGACGUUGACAAUGGCAAGACAAGGACUCGGACCUGGUCCACCAAUGCAAAUGCAGCCGAGUCGCAACGCCUUGGGCAAGUGUAGUUUGAGCGAACUGGCGAAUGGCUAUGCGAACCAACCACCCACAACAGCAGCACCACCAACACCACACACACCGCAAGCGCCUCAAGGUGUGGGAGUCAAUGUCAAUGUUGGACUUGGCAUGAGUUUAAGCCUGGCUGGAAACACAGUCAACCACUGCGCCUAUUGCUGCCAGCCAAUUUGUGAUCGUUACAUAAUGCGAGUGGUGGACAACUCUUUUCAUGAGGGUUGCCUCAAGUGCACCGCCUGCUCAAUGCACUUGAUAAACUCCUGCUAUGCGAGGGAUGGCAAACUCUAUUGUCGCAUUGACUAUGAAAGACUCUAUUUACGCAAUCGUUGCCUUGGCUGUGGCCAUAAAAUCGCCGCCGAUGAAUUUGUGAUGCGCUCCCAGGAGAGCAUCUUUCAUCUCAAGUGCUUUGCCUGCGUGGUUUGCGGUGCUCUCUUGAAGAAAGGAGAGCAAUACGUGGUCAAGCAGGGACAGCUCUUCUGCCGCUUCGACUAUGAAAAGGAGGUGGAAAUGCUGCAGGGUUAUGAUUUUUAUGGUGAUGAGAUGUUUCCACCCAAGUUGGAUGGUCGUCGGGGACCUAAGCGACCGCGUACCAUUCUCAACACCCAGCAACGUCGUGCCUUCAAGGCAUCCUUUGAAGUGUCUCCUAAGCCAUGCCGCAAAGUGAGGGAGAACCUGGCCAAGGAUACAGGCUUAAGCUUAAGGAUUGUGCAGGUCUGGUUUCAAAACCAACGCGCCAAGGUUAAAAAGAUACAAAAGAAGGCAAAACUGGAUCCACCUGCCAAAGGUGUUAGUGAUUCACACUCACAGGAUUCACAGGAAUCGCAGGACAGCAGUCUGACGACCAAGAUAAAGGACGAAGCGCACAGUGACAGUGAGUCACAACAGGAGUCGCCGUUCUCGAUAACCUCCGAAGGACUGACAAGAUUGCGUUGCAAUGUCAAAGAUGAACAGGAACAGGGAUCCAUAAGCUGCAUGGAAACCAACAAAGAGAACUGCAACAAGAACAGCGAACCCAUUCUGAAUACGAUACUGGGUCUGAGUUAUGCGACCUUCCAGCAGCUGAUGGGUCCCUUCACACAGACGCCAAUGAUCAAUCCGAUCGAUCGGUUAUACAGCAUGCAGAGCUCCUAUUUUCGACCCGAGGAACUCGGCGCCUACGGCGAAUGCGGAGGCGGCGGAGGAAAGGAGACAAUGGAGCAUUAAUUAUGCUGCUAAGGAAAGAAUUUUAAGCCAAAAUCAAAAUUAGAAGUUGUAAAAUAAACAAACAAUUGUUAAUAUGCUAGAAACUAAAAGAUGAGAAGAUGAUCUCAAAUUCCAAUCGGAAAAAUCAGGCGAAAAAAAAGUGCAGCACGUGCACACGUGGAUGCAACCCCGCCCCAA